AUGGAAGCCCCCUGCAAGCGGAGGCGCGGCAACGACGACGAUGCCGGCGACGCCGGCGACCGGGACAGACUGAGCGCGCUGCCGGACAGCCUCCUCCGCGAGGUCAUGUCUCACAUGAAGGCCCGGCAGGUGGUGCAGACCUGCGUGCUGGUCAGGAGGUGGAGGGACCUCUGGCGCUCCAUGACCUGCCUCGACGCCGACCAGGAUGAAUUCGCGACCGCGGGCGCCUGCAUCUACUCCGACCACGAGGGCUGGGAGAGGUUCGAAGACUUCAUGGACACCCUCCUGUGCCCUGGCAACGUCUCCAUCGCCCUCCUGGACACGCUUCGGCUGCACACCAGCUACCGCGGUCUGGGCGGCGAGGGUAGGCGUGCGUACAGAUGGAUCCGCCGUGACAUCAAAUACCACCACCACGCCGGCCAGGAACCUGGCCUUCACCGUGGGGCACUGAGCUGUAACUCCUGGCGCCUCAGGAGGCUGCACCUCUCCAAUUUGCAUCUCUGCAAUCUGUUCGCUGAGCAUGUCAGGUCAAGCUGCCAAUCUUUGGAGAACUUGGAGCUGAAGAAUUGCAACUGCGAAUUUCCUGCGAUCGCCUCUGGAUCACUGAAGAGCUUGGUCCUGAAAUGCUGCGCGUUGAAAGGCUUUCGUGAGAUUACGUCGCCCUCACUGAAGAACCUGUUUAUCAAUGCUGGCUAUAACACCAAAUAUUGUCUGCUUGUCAUCACGGCACCUGCUGUUACUUCUAUGUUCCUGGGCGUGACGCCUUACAACUUCAAUGCCGGUCUUUAG
Panicum hallii is the source of this 789-nucleotide messenger RNA. RefSeq names its product MEIOTIC F-BOX protein MOF-like. NCBI's taxonomy places the organism in Eukaryota, Viridiplantae, Streptophyta, Magnoliopsida, Poales, Poaceae. The record is from RefSeq and is a predicted model, not a curated record. Bases 1 to 789 code for a protein of 262 amino acids. Gene Ontology annotation, molecular function: protein binding. The transcript has a single exon.